GGCGCUUUCCUAGCGAAAACAGUCGGCAGCAUCUUUAGAAAAUCAUUCGUCCAUGUCAUCCGAUGACUCGGCUUGGAACCUCCCACUAGGGAUACGGACUAUUUAUACCGCGUGCAGCAUCCCGAGCCCUGAUACGCGAAUCCAAAAAAAACAAAAACAACGCUUCUGAAGAUCGUUCGCUUGGAGUGCCAGCUCUAAUUCUGGCUACCACUAUGCCUCUGCUGGAAGAAAGUUCCGUGCCGAGGGACUGUACUCGAACUGUGCCAGUAGUCAUCAUUGGUAAUGGCCCUUCCGGCAUAUGCUUGUCAUACCUUCUGAAUGGGUAUACUCCUUAUUUAGAUCCCAUGGCUGUGCACCCAAGCCCCAUCCUCUUUCAUAAACUACAGGAAGCCAAGCAUCUUCCCAUCACUGAACAGGAUUUGGAGUAUCUUUGCGAAGGGUUAGAGGGGCGUUCAGGAAACCCUGUGGCAGUGCUCUUAGACACACUUCUCCAUCCAAAUGCAGAUUUGGGCUUUGAGUUCCCCUCUGUACUGCAGUGGAGGCUGGAGAAGAAACAUCACAUUCCUCAUCUGGUCUUGGGCAAAGCUACACCUGGCGGUGCAUGGCACGCAAUGGAAGGUUCGAUGCUGACCAUUAGUCUUGGUAUAUGGAUGGAGUUACCAGGAGUCAACUACAGAGAUUUGACUCCGGGCAAACGGAAGGUGGUGUCCAAUGAUCGAGCCACUCCAGAUGAGAUCUCCUCCUACUACAAAAAUUAUGUCAAGCUCAUGGGUCUCCAGAAGAACUUUGUGGACAAUACCUAUGUCACCUCUGUUCAAAAACUUCACCGCAGUCAGGAAAACAGUAUUGGGAAUGAAAAGGACACUGUAAAUGGUCAAUUGAAUGGUGUGAAAAAUGGGUUUGAUUAUUGCAAUAAGAACAGCACAGAGAACAGUCAGAAUGGAGUGGUAAAUGGGUUUAGUAAUGAGUUACAAACUGGAAUGGAGAAUAGCAUUAGAAGGGGAGAGAUUGGGGAGGAAGAUGAAGAUAAAAGAGGCAAAGAAGGAAUGAAAGAGACUACUGCGGUGUCCCAAGGGCUUUCACAGGGACUCUGGGAGGUCAGGGGCUACCAACAGUUCCAAGGUGACACUCAUGUCCCUUUUAGCUUAUUUGCAGAGAAUGUUGUCUUAGCAACUGGGGCAUCUGACUCUCCAGCACGAUUGGGAGUAGAGGGGGAGGAUCUCCCUUAUGUGUUUCACAGUGUGCGUGACCUUGGGGUGGCUGUCAGCUGUCACGGCAAACUGGGCUCUUCCUCUGACCCUGUGCUGGUAGUGGGGGCGGGGCUUAGCGCAGCUGACGCAGUGCUGUGUGCCCUGAACCAUAGAGUCUCUGUGUUGCAUGCAUUCCGAAAGCACACUGAUGACCCAGGUCUCAUCUUUAAACAGUUGCCAAAGACGCUUUACCCUGAAUAUCACAGGGUCUACCACAUGAUGUGUUCCCAAAUUUACCCAGCAUCCCCUGUUGCAAAUCCAACAGCUCCUAGUCCAUCUUUGUUUCCCGACUACACCAGCUUCCCUGAGCACUGUGUGCUCUCCUUCCAGCCCGACAUGCACUGUGUGAUGAAGGGAUACAAUGGUGUCCUUAGAGUCUUCAAAGUCUCAAUGGUGCUAGUUCUGAUCGGGACCUAUCCCAACUUGUUUUUCUUGAAGGACCAAGGGCAGUACCUUGGCUUGGAUCCCAGUAGGCCAAUCUCCUGCAGACAGAAUCCUGUCGACAUAAACCCUUACACCUUUGAGUGCAAUGCUGAGCCUGGGCUCUUUGCCAUGGGACCCCUAGUUGGUGACAACUUUGUACGCUUCUUGAAGGGGGGCGCUCUUGGCAUUGCUAGCUGUUUGCUCAAGAGACUGAAACAGAGGAUGAAGAAAAACAGGAAAUUGAUCGCCGAUGAAGGAGGGUGUGGAGGACGGGGAAGAGAAGGAAGUGGGGGUGGAGGAAGAGGAUUUGUCUAA
This is a messenger RNA of Rhinichthys klamathensis goyatoka, 1988 nucleotides long. RefSeq names its product oxidative stress induced growth inhibitor family member 2 (gene osgin2). The record is from RefSeq and is a predicted model, not a curated record. The transcript is spliced from 6 exons. The coding region runs from base 213 to 1988 and encodes 591 amino acids. NCBI's taxonomy places the organism in Eukaryota, Metazoa, Chordata, Actinopteri, Cypriniformes, Leuciscidae. Gene Ontology annotation, molecular function: oxidoreductase activity.